AUGGCUACUAAAAUAGUAUUGCUAGCUAUCUUUGUGUCUCUGCUUGCUUCGGCUGCAUAUGGGCAACGACUACAGACCCGACGAAUGAGCCAAGCCCGCCAAUGCCGCCUCAACCGACUCACGGGGAGCCAGCCCUCUCAACGCAUCGAGUCCGAGGGCGGUGUCACCGAACUUUGGGACGAGUAUGAGGACCAGUUCCAGUGUGCCGGCGUUGCUCCCAUGAGGAACACAUUGCGCCCCAAUGCACUCUCUUUGCCCAACUUCCAUCCAUCCCCUCGCCUCGUGUACAUUCAACAAGGUGAGGGGCUGUUGAGCAUAAACAUCCCAGGAUGUGCAGAGACCUUCCACUCGGAGCCAUCAAUGGGGAUGCGAGCGGGUAGAGGCCGUGAAGAAGAGGAGGAAGAAGAAGAACGGGGACGUAGCAGUGGGAGAAGAGACCUCCACCAAAAGGUGCUCCGCAUUCGUCAAGGAGACAUCAUAGCCCUCCCCGCUGGUGUCUCCCAUUGGUGCUUCAACGAUGGCAACGAAGAGCUUGUUGCCGUCUCUAUCAAUGACCUCAACAACCAGGCCAACCAGCUUGACCAAAGAUUUAGGGCAUUUUACCUGGCUGGUGGAGUGCCAAAGCGAGGGCAGCAGAGCGAGCAGACUCGACAGAACUUCCAGAACAUAUUGCGUGCCUUCGAUUCAAAUCUUCUAGCUGAGGCCUAUAACAUCCCCGAAGACUUGGUGAGGAGGCUGCAAAGAGAAGAUGACCGAGGUCUCAUUGUCAAUGCCCGACAUGGAAUGAGUGUGAUUAGGCCUGAUGAAAAUGAGGAGCUGGAAACCGACCAAUCUUCUUCAAACGGUUUAGAAGAAACUAUCUGCUCCUUCAGAUUCCACCACAACAUGAACAACCGGAGAGAAGCCGAUGUCUACUCUAGGCAAGCCGGAAGAGUCAACAUUGUCAACCAGCACAAGCUUCCAAUCCUUCGCCACCUCGACUUGAGCGCCGAGAGAGGCAACCUUCUCCCUAGUGCAAUGCACACCCCAUACUGGUCGAUGAAUGGGCACAACAUUGUUUAUGUGAUUCGAGGUGAUGCACAAGUGCAGGUGGUGGGAAGCAACGGGCAGACAGUGAUGAACGAUAGGGUGAAUCAAGGGGAGAUGUUUGUGGUUCCUCAGUACUUUGCUGCAACGUUUAAGGCGGGAAGGAAUGGGUUGGAAUAUGUGGCGAUGAAGACCACUAGCUUGCCCAUGAAGAACCCUCUUGCUGGUUACACUUCAGUGAUCAGGGCCAUGCCACUACAAGUCCUCACCAACUCCUAUCAAAUGUCUCCAAAUGAGGCCCAGCAACUCAAGACCAACAGGGGAGGCCAAACUUUCCUGCUAUCUCCAAGGAAUAACUAAAGUUUUGUUAUAUAUCUAUAUAUAUAUAAGUAGUA
Cornus florida is the source of this 1421-nucleotide messenger RNA. RefSeq names its product 11S globulin seed storage protein 2-like. The transcript is spliced from 4 exons. Gene Ontology annotation, molecular function: nutrient reservoir activity. Lineage: Eukaryota; Viridiplantae; Streptophyta; Magnoliopsida; Cornales; Cornaceae. Bases 1 to 1386 code for a protein of 461 amino acids. The record is from RefSeq and is a predicted model, not a curated record.